Macaca mulatta (Rhesus monkey) is the source of this 3297-nucleotide messenger RNA. RefSeq names its product carbohydrate sulfotransferase 10 (gene CHST10). Gene Ontology annotation, cellular component: membrane. Gene Ontology annotation, molecular function: sulfotransferase activity. The record is from RefSeq and is a predicted model, not a curated record. NCBI's taxonomy places the organism in Eukaryota, Metazoa, Chordata, Mammalia, Primates, Cercopithecidae. Gene Ontology annotation, biological process: carbohydrate biosynthetic process; proteoglycan biosynthetic process.
GUUUGUUGUUGUCGUUGUUGUUGUUUUGGUUUGGGUUUUUGCCUUCUUCCAAGUUUGGGAUUUCUUUUUUUUUUUUUUUUGAUCUCAUAAAGCAAACCUGUUUUCUGGAUGGAGGCCCAGCGGAACUUGUUCCGGCCGCACGUCUCGGUCAGAAGGAACGCUUCUGCAGCGGCAGGAAGGGAGGCUCGGGAUCCGGGCCUGGGGUUCCGCCGCCGCGCCCCUCCCCACUCCCCGCGGCCCGCUGGAACGCGUACGGCCGGGGACGGUGGCGGGUACGCGCGCGAGGCAAGCGGCGCGCACGGCCGGGUAGGCGCGCGGGGGCCGCGUGGGGCGGCGGCGUCCUGGCCCCCAGAGCCGGUCUCGCGCGCUGGGAGUCUUCCUUCCGCCGCCGCCGCCGCCACAUCCCGGGACCCUACGGGCCGCGGCGCGGAGGCCGCCAGUGGCGGCGCAGAGGCCUCGGGGCAGGGUGGGGCGGGUCUCCCGCGCUCCUGGGACCCCGCGCGCUUCGCCCACAGGCCCGGCGAGGCCCGACCCGCGCUGCGCCCCCAGGGCCGGGGGAGGAGCCUAAGGACCCGGACGAGCGCCGCUCCAGUAGGUGACAAGAGGAACCAAGAACCUCAGUUCAGGGGAAACACAGCAAGGAAAUGUGAGCCCCAGGCUGCAGAAGGAAGAGUCAGUGAAUGGCUGCAGUGUGACAACAUGCACCACCAGUGGCUGCUGCUGGCCGCGUGCUUUUGGGUGAUCUUCAUGUUCAUGGUGGCUAGCAAGUUCAUCACGUUGACCUUUAAAGACCCAGAUGUGUACAGUGCCAGACAGGAGUUUCUGUUCCUGACAACCAUGCCGGAAGUGAGGAAGUUGCCAGAAGAGAAGCACAUUCCUGAGGAACUGAAGACGGAGUCUUGCUCUGAUGCCCACGCUGGAGUGCAGUGGUGCGAUCUCAGGCUCGCUGUAACCUCCACCUCCCAGGUUCAGCCAACUGGGAAGGAGCUUCCAGACAGCCGGCUCGUUCAACCCCUGGUCUACAUGGAGCGCCUGGAACUCAUCAGAAACGUCUGCAGGGAUGACGCCCUGAAGAAUCUCUCGCACACUCCCGUCUCCAAGUUUGUCCUGGACCGAAUAUUUGUCUGUGACAAGCACAGGAUUCUUUUCUGCCAGACUCCCAAAGUGGGGAACACCCAGUGGAAGAAAGUACUGAUUGUUCUGAACGGAGCCUUUCCUUCCAUUGAGGAGAUCCCCGAAAACGUGGUGCACGACCACGAGAAGAACGGCCUUCCUCGGCUCUCUUCCUUCAGUGAUGCAGAAAUUCAGAAGCGAUUGAAAACAUACUUCAAGUUUUUUAUUGUAAGAGAUCCCUUCGAAAGACUUAUUUCUGCAUUUAAGGAUAAAUUUGUUCACAAUCCCCGGUUUGAGCCUUGGUACAGGCAUGAGAUUGCCCCUGGCAUCAUCAGAAAAUACAGGAGGAACCGGACGGAGACCCGGGGGAUCCAGUUUGAAGAUUUCGUGCGCUACCUGGGCGAUCCGAACCACAGAUGGCUAGACCUUCAGUUUGGGGACCACAUCAUUCACUGGGUGACGUAUGUGGAGCUCUGUGCGCCCUGUGAGAUAAUGUACAGUGUGAUUGGACACCACGAGACCCUGGAGGACGAUGCCCCCUACAUCUUAAAAGAGGCUGGCAUUGACCACCUGGUGUCAUACCCGACCAUCCCUCCGGGCAUCACCGUGUAUAACAGAACCAAGGUGGAGCACUAUUUCCUGGGCAUCAGCAAACGAGACAUCCGACGCCUGUAUGCACGUUUCGAAGGGGACUUUAAGCUCUUUGGGUACCAGAAACCAGACUUUUUGCUAAACUAAUGCAUAGGACCUAUGAAUUCAAAUAUCUUUGUUAGACCUGGGGCUAACCAGGUGGAGGUCGGAGCCCAGAAAUGACCCUUUCUCCACCACACCCCUCCUUUUAGGAUGCCUGGGGUCUCCCACAGGGCUGUGAGUUGCCUCGACAUAUGACUCAGGACCCCGACUGUUACAACUUAGUUCGGAUGUAAGAUGCUCUGAGGACCCUGCCCCCACCCCUGCCAUUGUCGUUAGGAUGUCGCUGGCCUUUGCUUACCUCAGACGGGAGAGAAGACUUAAGAUUUGCAGUUUGACAGCCCAGCAGGGAGGACGCAUCACACAGCGUUAGGAGCCAUUUCCCUCAGGUGUCAAGGAAGGGGAUGGCCCUGAGGUUCUCCUGGCUAGUUGGGGUGGCCUCACCCGUCACUGGGUCACUGGUUGGUUGCAGGAACAGCACCCAGCACUCUGAGGAGGGACAGAGAAGCAAGGGGACUGCUGAAACCACAGAGGCUCUUGCAGCAUCAGAUCUGAGGAAUAAAACGGCACCUCUGGCCUUCAUCUGGGUGCUGCUACGAUUGUGGAGGCAAAGCAUUCUUUCUGUGACUGUUUUGUUCCCGUGGUCAGCGAUGGCCAGAGGGUGGUGUGGUGGGUGUGUGGGGGUCCAUCUCCACCUGUCUCCUCCAGGGAGCUCCCACCUUGGAGCUGAAGACUAGCAGGGGCCACGUGCCAGCAUCACAGGAUUCAGUGUCGUUUACAUAUUUCGAUUCCUUUCAUCUCAGCAAAAUGGGCACCGCCAGAGCCAUUUCUCAUCAUGCCACCAUCCUGGACCAUGUGACUGGAAGGUGGGUAACCAAGUUCACCAGCAAUAAAACCCAUGGCCCAGGUAGCCUCCAGCAGCGUGACUUCCUGGCAGCGAGGUAGGCCCUGGUGCAGGGCAAGCCACAGCGACCAUCUCAGAUACCAUCCACAGCCAGGGCCGCCGUGACCCGGGACAGUUUCCUGGGGUGAGUGCCAGCCUGAGCCUGCAUGGUGCUGCCGAGCCCGGGGUAGAGGAGGGAGUCAGGCUUUGCUUCAAGGAGGCCUCUACCUUUUCUCAGAAUGGUUUCCUGAAUGUGUCAAUGUGAAAGUAAAAUAAAAUGUGUGUGCCAAACCUGACAUGAGCUGCGGUUCUGGGAAGGGCGCCUGUGGCCACACGUGCCCCAGCCAGGGGGGGUAGGCAGGUGUGCGUGCGUGCACGGCUGCUUAGGGCAGGCAGACCACAGGAGGCCCAGCUUUCAGCCGCCAUGGACGCACAGUGCCGAGGACACCAUGCUGGGUUAUUUUUCUACAAUAUUUAGCAAAGUCUUGUUACAGUUUCAGAUCAAAUGAGCUGAUUGAUGACCUCUUUGCUGUUUGGAAUCUAACUGGAUCUGUAUAUGAAUGGAAGGCCUUAAAGCUAGUCUUAAUUAAAAUAGUGUUUUCCCUCACAAA